AUGGCGACUCUUCCGUCUUGGCUGCCUCUACGGGGCGGCGGCGAUCACAGUCGAAGCUCAGCAAAGAGUGCCUCCUUGGCAUCACUCAGUCCUCAACAAGAUACGCAGGCGACAAUCUUGUCUAGUUCCUUGACACUUAUUCCUGAAGAUGCUAACCUUCGCAUUCUCAACGAAUCUCUCCUUACGCUUGCAGCUAUAUUCCCUGAUAUCCAGGCGGAGGUGUUCAGGGAAAUGCUAGGCAGCUUUGACGAAGAAAGCAGACUACAUGUAGUCACUGAGACGCUUUUAAAGCACAAAGACAAAUGGGUGCGUGGACGAUGGCGCGUUGCUGGAAAUGAGGAAGCCCGUUCAUCCGUCAGCACACGAGCAAAUUCGCCAUCCCAAGGAACCGCAUUGCCGGUCGAGGAACGCUUCCGGAGUGAGGCCUAUAGGACGGCCGUCAAAAAUGCUUUCUACCAGGAGUUCAAGGGUCUCAGUCAUUCUACUAUCAAUGCAGUUCUGGCGGAACAUAAUCAUUCCUACACGCUUACGAGACCCGUGUUAUCAGCCUUGGCUGCGAAGUCCUGGCGCUUCGCUCUUAGCAGGUUCCUGUCGAGGAGGAAGAUAACUGUCCCUUCGAGCGUCGAGGAUCACCCAUUGAUCGUCAUGCGGCCAGUUGAUGGCCAGAAAGGACGAUCUGUGCCUGUCUUGAAAAGCACCGAGAGCUCCGAAUUGAAUCGGGAGCUGUUUGACAGUCUUAUAGCUCCGGUGCUCCGGCAGCAGCGAGAGGAGCAGGAGGAUCGAGACCGAACCUUAGCUACUGAGCUAAACAACAAGGAAGCCGAGCAAUACGAUGCAAUGCAGGAUUGUGAGUGUUGCUUUAUGCCAACGGCAUUUGAGCAACUAUCUGCUUGUGACUCUGGCGGACACUUUAUUUGCUUCAGGUGCCUCAGGUACACUGUGAGCGAAGCCCUUUUUGGGCAGGGUUGGAUAUCCAACGUCAACCACCAAAGCAUCACGCUCAGAUGCAUAGCUUCUGUUUCUUCAGGAGAAAGCACCUGCAGCGGUUCAAUUCCGCAGCCGUCGGUGAAACGCGCUCUUGCGGAUGAGAGAAACGGGAAAGAGCUCUGGCGGAAGAUGGAGGAGAGGAUCAUGAACGACGGCUUGACCAAGAGCGACUUGCCUCUCGUAAGAUGCCCAUUUUGCGUCUACGCUGAGGUGGACGAUAUUUAUCUGGGCCCCAACAAGCAAGCAUGGCGGUUUAAGCGCAAGGGUCUACUAUCGCUUGCGACGUGCUUGUUGUUUUUCUUUGCUACUGGCACGAUUCCGUUCCUCAUUCCCCUGUUGAUCAUGGCUAUCUUCAUCUUACCUUAUCUUCCUCCUUUCCAAGUGCGUUUUACAACUGCCCUCUGCAACUCUCUGACGCGGUUACGUCGCGCUCGCUACGGUCUAAAGUUCACCUGCAAGAAUCCCAUCUGCCGUCGAUCUUCCUGCCUCACAUGCCAAAAGGAAUGGCGAGACAUUCAUGUUUGUUAUGAAUCUGAAAAACAAGCGCUUCGGAGCACCAUUGAGCGCGCCAUGGCAGAGGCUGUCAAGCGCACCUGUCCGCGCUGCAACCUAUCCUUUGUCAAGAGUACCGGCUGCAACAAAUUAACUUGCGUAUGCGGCUAUCAGAUGUGUUACGUCUGUCGGCGCGACGUCGCCCGCGAAGGCUACCGCCAUUUCUGCGAACACUUUCGGCCAAAUCCAGGCCAUCCUUGCGUGGAGUGUGUGAAAUGUGACCUGUAUCGUUGCGAGGAUGAAGAGGUCGCUGUUCGUCGUGCAGGGGAACUUGCGGAGAAACAAUGGUGGGAACAGCAGGCCGCGCAAAAUGCUUCCGCUCAUGGUUCACCGACUAGUAUUCGCCAAGGUCUCCAGUUUCCGCAUUCCUCGUCUUCUGCCGGCAGUUUGAGUAGGAUAUGGGCCUUCCUCUUCAACUGGAAAGUUCCUGCACGACAGGACAUCUUUGAUUCAAUUGUGGACUUGUUCUUUGAAUGA
Molecule: messenger RNA, 2016 nt
Organism: Xylona heveae TC161
Lineage: Eukaryota; Fungi; Ascomycota; Xylonomycetes; Xylonales; Xylonaceae
Exons: 1
Coding region: 1-2016 (671 amino acids)
Source: RefSeq, a predicted model, not a curated record